Messenger RNA from Naegleria gruberi, 948 nucleotides. RefSeq lists its product as uncharacterized. The record is from RefSeq and is a predicted model, not a curated record. Bases 1 to 948 code for a protein of 315 amino acids. The transcript has a single exon. Gene Ontology annotation, molecular function: dolichol kinase activity. Gene Ontology annotation, biological process: dolichyl monophosphate biosynthetic process. NCBI's taxonomy places the organism in Eukaryota, Heterolobosea, Eutetramitea, Acrasida, Naegleriidae. Gene Ontology annotation, cellular component: endoplasmic reticulum membrane.
AUGGCCUAUGCUAUUUUCUAUUACUCUAUUGUACUUAUUUAUGUAUUGCCAAAGGUAUUACUUCCUAAUGAGGCAGUGUCAAUUGAGAAUAUUAAGAAUCCAAUUAUUUGGAUUGUUGAAUUUAUAUUUAUCAAAGAUGCCAUGCACUUGAAAAUAUUAGUUUAUUGGCUAAUGUGUAUGUCAUUCAUGUUUAUUGUAAUGAGCUUUUCAAAGGAGAAAACAAUAGAAGUUUCAAAAACAAAAAAGAAGGAUUUGAUAUACCUUUUUGGAGGAAGAAUAAGUGUCCCAAAAAUCAUUUAUAGAAAAUUCUUUCAUAUUAUGGCUGUCAUUAUGUUUGUACCUGUUACUAUUCAAAGACCUCUAUUCAUGUGCCUGAGUUAUGCUGUGGCAAUUUGUUUAUUCUUACUAAUUGAGAGUUUCAGAGUUCAAUUCAUCACAGAGCAUGAAGUCAACUCGCUAGCAAGAGCUCUCCAUUUUUAUAUUAAGCAAUUUACAGAUUCAAGAGAUUCUGGCACUUUUAUAUUGACACAUAUUUAUCUUUUAAUUGGAUGCAUGAUACCUACCUGUGUGGAAAUUUUCAGUCAUGAAAAGACAAUUAAUUAUCAUAGAAUUUUAUCAGGAGUCAUGAUUUUAGGAAUUGGAGAUACCAUGGCAUCAGUUGUUGGUUUCAAUUUUGGAAAAACCAAGUGGAAUUAUCCUAUUGAUACCAAAAAAUCAGUUGAGGGUACGUUUGCCUCAUUCCUCAGUGUUUGUUUCAUUUCCUAUCUUGUCGUGCCAAUUCAUUUCACUUCCAACUUGGAAUUGUGUAGUUAUAUAUUUUGUACACUUGCUGCCAGUAUGUUGGAGGCUUACACUGUACAAAUUGAUAAUUUGAUACUUCCAGUAUUCUUCUACACCCUAUUGUGUGCCUUCUCAACCAUUCAAAGUCAUUUGUUUACUAUUCUGUAA